Cutaneotrichosporon oleaginosum is the source of this 1629-nucleotide messenger RNA. RefSeq lists its product as uncharacterized. Gene Ontology annotation, cellular component: cytoplasm. Gene Ontology annotation, biological process: methylation. The record is from RefSeq and is a predicted model, not a curated record. Gene Ontology annotation, molecular function: nucleic acid binding; methyltransferase activity. Lineage: Eukaryota; Fungi; Basidiomycota; Tremellomycetes; Trichosporonales; Trichosporonaceae.
UCCACAUCCCGGCCCGCGUUCCUCUCGCAUCCACACUCUCGAUAGCUCGACUACCAUGCCCCGCUACUUUCUCCGCGGGUCGCUCGAGCACCCUUCUUUCCGUCUCCCGGAGAUUCAUGCCAUUGCGGAGCUCUUUGGCUUCGAGGUGCGCGUCAUCUCGGAGGCGCCAGAGAAGGGCAUCAUCAUCGUCGACGUUGAUCACGAAGAGCAUAUCGAGCACCUUCUUGAGCGCGGCAUCCUUGUAUUCUUUGCAUGUGAGCUUUAUGCCCACGCAAAAUCCUAUGAGGAGCUGCAGGAGUCUAUGCGCGCGCGGGUAGCCGAAGGUGUCCUUGAACCGCACAUGGACAAGAGGUGGAAGAUCUCUGUCGAGUGUGUGAACAACCAUGCGACGGAUAAGCGGUCUUUGGAGGUUAUCAACAGCUUUGGGUGGAUCGGCCUGCGCGGCAAGAUUGACCUGAAGAAGCCGGAGUGCGAGCUCGUCGUGCUUGAGGACUACAAGUAUGUCACCAUCCAUACGAAGGAGGCGCGCCUUGAACGUGAUGGACACUUUCAGGAGGUGUAUUUCGGUCGCCGGAUCGGGUUCUCACGCGCACGUCCGCUCAUCACCGCGCUGGAGGUUAAGAGCCGUGCGUUCUUCGGCAACACCAGCAUGGAGAGCGAAAUGGGCUUGUUAAUGGCCGGUCAGGCUUGUCCCGCCCCUGGCAAGAUCAUGUACGACCCGUUCGUCGGCACAGGCUCCUGUCUGUAUGGCGUAGCGCACUGGGGCUCGCUGGUUAUUGGGUCGGAUAUCGAUGCGCGGCAGUUCCGGGGCAAGGAGAAGGGAAAGGACAUUGUGCCCGGUAUUAUGCGCAGUGCUAAGCAAUAUGGGAUCGACCAGCGCUUCCUUGACAACAUGUGCUUCGAUAUCACGCACGGGCCGUGGCGCCGUGGUGGUGUGCUUGACGCAAUCAUCACUGACCCACCUUACGGCGUGCGGGCAGGCGCGAAGCGGUUGGGCAAGGCGUCGACGCGCAAACGCGUGCUGCGUGACGAGCCGUUCCUCUUGGAGGACGGAACAUAUGCGCAUCAAAACCCGGACUACAUCCCACCUUCAAAACCGUACGAGCUUGUUGACCUGGCGAAAGACCUCGUCCAGCUCGCGCGAUACCUCCUCGUACCAGGAGGCCGUCUUGUCUUCUUCCUUCCCACCGUUACAGACGAGUACGAUGAGGUGGACAUCCCAGUUGUUGAGGGCAUGAAGGAGCUCAAGUGGGGUGAGGGAAGCGUGCAGAGCUUCGGGCGAUGGGGGCGAAGGCUCAUCACCAUGGUCAAGACGGCGCAGGACGACGGGCCGCGGCCUAACUUUGGUGACCACAGUGACCUGUUGGCUGAGAAGGAGCCGGGGCAUCACCGCUUUGCGCAGAAGUACUUCAAGAGUUCGCGCGGCAGCGGCGAGGCGACGCCUUCCAGUGGUGUCACCACCCCAGCCCCCCGUGACGACGUCGAUACGGUGGCAGAGGGAGUGGAGAAGGUGCAUGUGUAACAUCUUGUCAUACAGAACUGUGCGCUGUACGAUGAUGCAUGGUUUAUGCUUUCUUGGGCGCAAGGGCGUUUUGCUCUAAACACCCAAUUGAGCAUCCUGGAGCUGAA